Messenger RNA from Eleginops maclovinus (Patagonian blennie), 6396 nucleotides. It is a transcript of the gene lingo3a, whose product is annotated as leucine rich repeat and Ig domain containing 3a. Gene Ontology annotation, cellular component: extracellular matrix. Bases 548 to 2380 code for a protein of 610 amino acids. The record is from RefSeq and is a predicted model, not a curated record. Gene Ontology annotation, molecular function: protein binding. Lineage: Eukaryota; Metazoa; Chordata; Actinopteri; Perciformes; Eleginopidae. The transcript has 2 exons.
CACACACACACACACACACACGCUGACACACAUGCAGCGCUCCACAUCCCACACACAUACAUGCCAGGACACUCAUACACGUGCAACCCAAUAACGAGAGCACUGUCAGUCCGAGCUGCCUGCCGCUGUCGGUGGCAGAGGAAACCGCUUCACCGACACACAACGCGGGAUCCCGCGGUGAGACGAGCCGCUGCUGCUGCAUUCUUCCCACAAAGAGGAGCGGAGAGGGACCUCAUUUUGGGGGCGGUAGAUAAUUCAACAGCAGGGCUAGGAGGAGAGGAAGGUGAGUGAAUGCAGUCCAGUACUACAGCUGCUGUUACAGAAAGAAGAAGAAGAAGAAGAGGAGGAGGAAGCUCAGUGUUCAGUGUGUGGAGGAGCAACAUCAUCCUGCACACAGACUCAGAGACAGAGCAGACGGCCAACAGUGAUCAUAGCACUUCCAGGCUUGCAGAUGUGGAAGGAGCACUGUGCAAUAUCUAGUCCUGGGUGUCUGGCCCAGUGAUUCAGCACCAGACAGGAGCAGGAGGAAGCCGUGGAAAGGAGGGCCAUGGGGGUGAGCAUGGGCCAGGAUGUACGCUGGCUCCUGCCUUUCCUGUUCUUGCUUCUCAUGAUCACAGUGUCACCCACUCAUGCUCAAGCAUGUCCCCAGCGUUGUGAUUGCAUUGCGAAACUCAAGACUGUGUCCUGUUUCGGUAAACGCCUUUCCUCAAUGCCAGAUGGUAUCCCAGGGGACACAAAGAUCCUGGACCUAACCGGAAAUAAACUUCGCUGGGUGGAGCAUGGUGACCUGCUCUCAUUUACACGUCUUGAAAAGCUGGACCUGAGUGAGAACAUGAUCAGUGUCCUCGAACCGAACGCCUUUUCUAGUCUCCAGAACCUGCAGUCGCUUUCACUGAGGGGCAACCAACUGAAGCUGGUCCCCAUGGGGGCUUUCUCACGUCUCUCCAACCUGACUUCAUUGGACCUCAGUGGGAAUAAGAUUGUUAUUCUUUUGGACUUUACUUUCCAAGAUCUGAAAAGUCUGAAAAAUCUGGAAGUUGGAGACAAUGACUUAGUUUAUAUUUCCAACAAGGCCUUCCUGGGUCUAGUGGGGCUGAGGGAGUUAACCAUUGAGCGGUGCAACCUGACAUCUGUCUCCAGCCAGUCUUUGUCCUACCUUCACAACCUGGUGACUCUGCGCCUCCGCUACCUUAGUAUUUCCAGCUUAGAGGACCAGAACUUCCGUAAGCUGGGAAACCUGAGGGGCCUCGAAAUUGAUCACUGGCCCUUCCUGGAGCACAUUGCCCCUCACAGCCUGCAGGGUCUCAAUUUAUCUUGGCUGUCUAUUACUCACACUAACAUCACCUCUGUGCCCACCUCCGCCCUACGCAGUCUGGCUCAUCUCACCAUCCUCAACCUGUCGCACAACCCCAUCUCUGUGCUUGAGUCCUGGGCGCUGCGGGACCUUAUUAGGCUAAAGGAGCUGCAUCUAGUCAACACAAAUUUGGUAGUGGUGCAGCCAUAUGCACUGGGUGGUCUUCGGUCCAUCCGCCUUCUUAACUUCUCCAGUAACGGCCUGGUCUCCCUGGAAGAGGGAGCCUUUCAGUCCGUCAACACUCUGGAGACGCUACGUUUAGAUGGGAACCCUCUGGCUUGCGACUGCCGCUUGCUAUGGAUCCUUCAGCGUAGGAAGACGCUCAAUUUUGACGGCGCCUCCCCAGUGUGCAUGUCGCCCGUUGAAGUGCAGGGACGAGCUCUUAACGCUUUUUCCGACUCGGCUCUCUUUGAUCAUUUCACCUGCCAGAAGCCCAAGAUCCGCAACAGAAAACUGCAGCAGGUAUCGGCCCGCGAGGGACAGGUGGUGUCUUUCAUUUGCAAAGCAGAAGGUGAGCCCACACCGGUGAUAUUCUGGAUCUCUCCUCAACGGCGCCGCAUCACCACAAAGAGCAGCGGCCGUCUGACAGUGUUACCAGAGGGCACGUUAGAAAUACGAUACGCACAGGUGACAGACAGCGGGACCUACAUCUGCAUAGCUAGCAAUGCCGGUGGCAAUGACACCUAUUUUGCCACUCUUACAGUCAGUGGGCUGCCUCUAGAUGCAGCUCUUAUGGCCAACCGCACAUAUUAUGCUGGGGACCUUAAUGACACGAAUCUGAAUGACACCAGAGUCUUCUUGAAGUUUACUUUGGACCUAAAGACCAUCCUCAUAUCCACAGCUAUGGGCUGUAUCAUGUUCCUGGGGGUGGUUCUCUUCUGUUUCAUUCUGCUGUUUGUGUGGAGUCGAGGCAGAGGGCAGCACAAGAACAAUUUCUCAGUAGAGUAUUCCUUCAGAAAGGUGGAUGGACCCGCUGCCAGUGGAGGGCAGGGUGGGGCACGCAAGUUCAACAUGAAAAUGAUUUGAUUAUUCGGGACUGUUUCUCUCAUUAGUGUUGUUUACAAGCAGUUUCAAGCUAAAGGGACAAGACACUGGAGUAGACUUCGUGCUUGAAAAGCAUUUCAAACAGUUAUUUAUAGGCCAUUUUAUUGAGACAAAGUUUUGUUAUGAAAAGCUACUGUAUAUACAGUAUGAGAUCAAGAAACUCUGCAUGGAUUUGAUAUAUUUCUAUUGCUUAGUUGUGUGUUCUCAUUUAUGUGCAGAGGAUCCUGGAUCAUUAAGGUGUAAAAGAUGUCUCACAAAUCUGGAAUAGACUGUUAAACGCAACAAAAUCAGUCCCAGCAGUCUUUAACCUCGACAAAUCUCUUGCCAACUCCAUCCUCCUGCCCUACAAGGAACUCUGUCCUCUUCAUCUCGAUGCUCCAUCGGAGGUGAUGCAAGGUCUCAAAACUCAUGAAUACAUUAUAACAAGGUGGUGCUCAAUGAAUGCCAAUUACUUGCCAAUAUGUAUUUGAAUAGUUCCAGCUAUAUACUGCAUAUUUAGACGUAUUUACAGUCAGGACUUUAGAGCACUUUUAUCACAUAAAUACAGGAGCGCUGAUUUUUUGCUGAUGCUAGGUUUGUAUAGAUUACAUUAGACUCUGCAACACUGCCAAUUUGACUGGAAAAGCACCAUGAAAUAUGGUAGAGGGAACCGACUUCUCAUUGGGUAGCACUUAAAGUUGGUCCAAGCCGUUUUAAUUACCGACAGCCCUCUGCAGGUUAGGUUUUCAAUAGUUUUUUCAGCACACUGUUCAAUCAUCCUGAUCUGAAAAAAAGUUUGUAAAAGAAAAACGCAUGUACAGUGGGCUUCUUACUUUGUGUGUUAUUUGUAUAUUUAACAAUUGUUGGGGUGCGUUCAUCCCAAAGCUGGGUAUAUCAAACUGUAUAGGUAGAAUAUAUAUAGUGUAAAGGAUGUAUUAUAUGUUUUGUUAUCAUUGACAUUCUUGUGGUUGUUUAUAGUACUGUGAUCAAACCAAUGUUUCAAUUCUACUGUACCGUUACCGUUAAACUAUCAUUGAUAUCCAGUCCACCUUAUUAUAUCCUCAGAUCCCUGAACUCACAGAACAAACCAUGAAGGGCGUUCACAUAAAUGUUCAGCUCACUUCGUCUAUUUUUGGUUGUAGAGGACAGUGGGGAACCGGACAGACCAGGGAGGUGUUAAGUGGGUUCUCCUCAGGACCUCGUAUUUGAGACACGCAUGACAAGAAUUGAAGUACGAUAAAUGAGCUUGCACACAGAAACAAAGGUCAUAAUGUAAUAGAGCAAGGACCUUUAGACAAGGAAGGGGACAUAGCUACAAUAAAACAAAGGGCUGGAUGGUAACCUGUAACAAUAUCAUAGAAAAACUGUAAAGCAUUAUGUAAAAGUGUAAGUAUCAAUGGUUAUGUAGAUGAUUCCAAACUGUUGUAAAUAUAUUAAUUAAAAUAAUAUUUGACUACAGAGAAUGUAAAUCAAUGUAUUGUGUUCCUUAAGAUUAAUUGUUACUCCCGGCAUGUACAGUACAUGUGUCAGUGUUGGGCCUUGCAAAGCAAUUUGUGGCAGUUUCAAUACUUUAUGAAAAGCACAAACUGGCAGAAUAAAUGCAGUUUCUUUCAUAGUUCAGACAAAACUUAGUGAGACUGAGCACAGUGAGUUCCUGUCAAUAUUCUCACCUCAAGUUAUAUCUCUGCCUGGGAGUUAGGAACCAAUUAUCUGCUGCUGCAACAGCGUUACUCUGCCCUCUGUUGGUUGGAGACGGUACUGCAGUCUACACUUUUAAUUGAAUUUGACCUACCUACCCAGCGGUUUAAAACAAAGGGAAAUACUAUGUAAUGGCACUUGGAGAGCGCAGACAUCCUCCAAGGCUGUUUCCAUAAGUGAAAAUGGAUGCGUGUAUCUGUCCUGUAAUUUGGAGCUAUUUCAAAAUGUAUUGGUUUCUUCCUUGGCCCAUGCUACACCGUCUACUUUAGUUUCAUGAAAAUCUGGCAGGUAGUUUCUCCCUUAGCUAUCCCGCUGACAAACACACAAACAAACCUAAAAGAUAUUGUGUAAUUUACAUAAACAAUGCACAACAAUUUCUACAGAUUAAAUUCACAAAAUAGAAUAAAUAAUUAUGAACUGUAAAUAUGUUACCAGACUAAUUUGACAUCAGUUAAGUUUUAGAAGUGUAAAACAACAAGAUACUGUUCAUUGUCCUUUACUGAUGUCAUCCUGUAAAUAUGUAAACCAUUGUGUCUGGAAAUUGUGCUAGACUGUUUUGUAUUGUACUGUUUUAUAAAAAUGAAGCACACUCUUUAUAAAGCAUGCUUAUUGUCUGCUAUGAUGUCUUUGCCCUGUCCCAUUUUUAUAGCAGUCAGCUGGUCACGCAACACCUACAUAUACAUCUGGGACCCCGUCACUGUGAAAUAGUGUUUAUUUUAUUUCCAGGAGUUCUUCAUAUUUAAAUGUUUAAAUCUUAUGGAUGGAUGUCCCAUGUACAUGCCACAUUAAGAUAUACUUCCAUGAUUACUCAAGUUAGUGAUGUUUGUAUAAAUUCUGCAUAGACUUUAUGAGAAGCGUUAUUAUUGUUCAUUUUCUAUGCAUUCAUCAGAACAAAAAUUACAAAAAUAAAACACAUUUUGGGAGCCCAAAGAAAUAGUGCUGCAUUCUUGGUUUUAUGUGUUUAUGGAUCCAGACUCUUCGUUUAGCUUUUAAGUUGAAUUUAUUGGAAUCAGUUUAAUUUAUGAAACUGAACUAAGCCCCGUUUUCAUUCACUGGGUGAAGUUAAUUUACACUGUGCUGAUGUUCUGACUGGUACAGGGUCACUAAGACAAAUAAAAUAAGUAUGUGCACUUCAGCAAAACCUAGAUGAGGAAGUAGAGUAAAAGAGGAAGAAGCUCAGGCCCCAAUUAUCUUACAUGUAUCUAAAUCUGUUCCAAUUAUAUCAUUUCUAAAGUGCAUCCACUCAAAUGUGUUUUGAUUAUUGUUUCUUAGCUUACAGGUUUAACCUUAACUUUACUGAAUGAUGUAUUGCAGCUGAAAUCCAAGUCCAAUAUGCAACUUGUGAUUUGAAUACUUAGCAGACCUCAUGGUCCAGUAGUUGCAUUCAAAUAUACCAUUAUUUGCAUAGUCAUAGAUUCUGGGGUAACAUGAAAUACCAAGUCACAAAACAUGAAGAGAUCUUAGUAUUUUCUCUUCUGAGAAUACUUGUUUUAACAUUUCUUGUUGAGAGACAGUGUAUCUUUCUCAAGAGUGACACAGAUAGAGUGACAUUUAAGGGGCCUUGCAGUCCUUUAUUUGAUAGUGUCUUUGUAAGAUGUUACGUAGUUUCGAUUACCCUUGGCACAAAUCAGGAGUUUUACUGGAGGGAUGCACAAGAUGUUCCCUCAGUUGGGAAGGUGGGGGUUAACACGGUCUAAUAUGUCAAUACAAAAUCUCCUAUAAGGAUUCAGUCACAGUGACAGUCCAAGCACAUGAUUAAUUCAUCACGAUCAUUAUUCAGCGACAGCUCAUGCCCUGUGGGUGGGGGUAUUGCCACCAUGGAAAACACCUGUAAGUGCACGAUGAGUAACUUUGUGUUGCUUUGCAGUGGCCAAUAUCUAAGGAGAUCUGGGGAUCCAAACCAUGCCAAGAAAGGCGCCUCACUGUGAGGAUCAAGAAUUCACGCCUGAACUGCUCUCUUGGUGGUCACCUUUGCACCCACCCACAACCAAAAUUGACUCAACCGGCCAUAUUGUUAUUUUCCGACACCCCAACCCAUGGUUUUUGUACUACUGAACUCUUAGGUGUCAAUUAGAUCAUCACUUUUUUUGUUGUCGAGAUCAAAAUUCAAGUCUGUUCGGAAUAUGUAUAUAUAAAUAAACCUUAACUGUACUGAAUGACGUAUUCCAUCUAAAAUCCAAGUUGACUAUGCAUGUUUAUGCAUAUAAUGAUGGGGGGGGUCUGAAUUGUAUUAUGUACUACCCCUGUAUUGAAGAAUCUGUUAUGAUUCUCUACUCGUUUAUUCAAGUCUCUUCUAAUGUUCUCUGUUCUAACAGUAAAAG